GCAGCUCGCAGUGACAGCAUCGGUCCUGACAGUGUCCUGCAGGAAGAGCUUGAUGUCCUAAGGGCUAUCUACAUCCACGAAUUGACGAUUGAUGAUGGUGAAAGUGGGCAACCAUCUGUACUGCAUCUCAAUUUGCACCCAGCGACGGGGACGAUGUCACUAAGCAGUUUGUCUGCAUGACCCUUGUGUUCAAGCUCUCCGAAGCUUAUCCAGAUGAAAUUCCUGAAAUUAUCAUCAAGAACCCAAGAGGGCUUGCAGAAGAGGAAGUUCAGAGACUACAGGAGGACAUGCAUGUCCUGGCUGAAGAGAGGACUGGAGGACCAGUGCUGUAUGAACUUAUUGAGAUGGCGAAGGAGAUCCUGACGGAAGGCAACAUUCCGCGGUGCCCGUGUGUUGUGUGCUUGGAACACUUCCACGAGGGGGACAUGUUCACCCGCACCGACUGUUACCACUACUUCCACAUGGCAUGUCUGGCCCGAUACGUGGAACAUGCCCUCACGCAGGAGCCAGAUGUCAAGGUCAUGCAUCUCAACAAUGAACACCAACAACCCAAGGUGGUGUGUCCUGUGUGUCGAGAUGAGAUCACGUACGACCUUGACGAGUUGAAGGAAGCCCCAGCUGCGGAUGCUGAUGACGACCCCUACACUCCAUCAUCCGCAGUGGUGCAGCUGCAGAAGGACAUGGCCGUUCUCUAUGCAAAACAGAAAGCGAAGGGCGGGAUCAUCGACCUGGAGGCAGAAAAAAACAGAUUUCUAGUCAAUGAGGAAACAGUCGUGAACCUUAAAGUAGAAAAAGAAAAUACAGUCGACAAUGAACCUGUGAAGAAGUGCACAGAUUCUGAUUCCAAGUCUGAAAAGACGGAUAAUCGGCAUCGGCAUAAUGAUAGAAUUGUUGCCAAAUAUAAAGGCUAUCCCAGGAGAGACAGACCAAACAGUGGAUAUCAAGGCAGACAGAGUCCCAGUGGUGAACAUAUUAACUCAGCAGUGGAAGGCAAGCAGAAAGGGGGAGACAACUCUCAGAAAGUGGAUAGAGUUACUUCCCAUGAUUCAGAGAAGAAAUCACAUGAUGGUUGGCGAAGAGAAAGAGACCACAAUUUUGGUAGAGAGAGAAGAAAAGAAUAUGGUGGAGGAAGAGAUCGAGAUAACUGGAGAAGAAGAAAUGAUGGAGAAGAGAAUCAGAGGGGUGGCUCGGGUAGAGAUCAGAGAAAUGGAAGAAGAUUUGAUAGUUAUCAAAGAAAUGAUCAUGGAGACAGAAAGGAAAAGGGGCGGAAUGACCGUUUAAGGGAUGAAAAGGAUGCUUUUGAUCAUUCUGAGAUGUCUAGUGAAAUAGAAAAUGUUGAAAAAAAUAAUUCAAGACCAAAAAGAAAACAAUUUAUGAGGAAUAAAAAUUCAAAUAAUUCAAAUGAUACGGACAAUGUUGAGUGCAGUGUUGAGAACUCCUUAGGUAAAGAAAGUCCAAGUGAGGAGAGAGUUGUGUCCCCUGAAUCAGAAUCAGGGAUAGGAACACAAACUAAAACAGAAAGAAGAGGCCAAAACUCCAACAACAGAACUAGGUGGGAAAAUGAGGAGUAUGGGAAGAGUUCUAGUCAGAGAAAUUGGCCAAGGGAGGAAGGGCGGGGAAGAGGUAGGGGCAGGGGAAGAUGGCAACCUCAGGGCAGAGAUGCUGAUUACAGUGAAAACUGGGACGAGGAAAGGACUGAUGUUGAUUCUUCAGGUAUUAAUGGGAAGGGAGAAUCUGAGAGUGGAGAACCCUUUAAGAAUGAAAGUCAAGAGAAAAGUGAUGAGAGGACAGAUGAGAGGAAAAGGAUUUCUGACAGCAGGAACAGUGAUGGAACUUUAAAGGAAAAUGAUGUUAAGGCUGAUGAGAGGAGUCAACAGAGGAAGGAACGCAGAGAUGGUCCGAGAAAUGACCGUCAGAGGAGAGAAGAGUUUAAUGAAGGACAGACAUAUAGUGACAGAAGUUAUGGGAAGGGUAACUGGAGAGGUGAUAGAUACUAUAGUAGCAAACAUUCUGGAGGCAGAAACAGAGGUCGAGGACAAGCUAAUUUAGUUCGGCAGGGUCAAGGACGCCCGGAACAGAAAGGUCAGGGGUCAUCCACCACAGAAAACUGGGACAACGAAAGAACACAUGUUCCUAAAUCACCAAAUCAUGAAUACAAAGGUUCUAAAGCUGGGACUUCUUUUUCAAGAGGUCGAGGUCAAGGUCGAGGUCAGUCAAGGUCAGGUCGAGGGAGAGCAAAAAUUGAAGAAAAUGAUGGUAACAAAGGAAAAGGAACAAAUGAAUGCAAUGAAUUUAAGAAAGACAAGAGAUAUGACAGUAGGUACGAAAGAAAAGAAUAUCAUCGCACAAAGGAUCAUCGUGAAAAUUCUGAAUCUUCCAAAGAAAACAGUAACCCUCCAAAUGUUGAAAAAAUGUCCAAAGUACAGGGCCCUCCUCCAGGCAUUAAUUCUCCACCCGGUAUACAUGUAAAGGGCCCUCCGCCUGCACCCGGUAUACAUGUAAAGGGCCCUCCGCCUGGUUUCAAUGCUAGUUCCGAUAAAUCCAAAAUAUCCAACGAACAGACCCCACCUAUCAACCCUCCACCAGGUUUUGAUGUCAGAUAACACACACUGUAUGUAUUUUCACUUUAUGUUGCCUUUAUUUGGUUCUUGUUUUUAUGUAAUUUAUUGCAAGAGUUUCGUGUUUUGUUCUUAAACAUAAUCUCAUUUAUGUUCCGGUUGUCUCUCGGGUACUCGUUCUACAACAUAUUACACAUGAAUGGUGUCGGCAGAAUGUAUAUUAGAUUUGUUGUAACUCAAAUUAAAUUAUUUUAAAUGUUAAUAUAAUUACUACAUCAUGGAUUGGAGUAUGAUUAGAGACAACUUAACCCACGUGUCUUUCAUUUUACUUUUCAUGGACAGUAUCAUCAAUAUAUUUAGUGAUCAGUAAAGUUUAGUUCAUGGUCACUUGUUUGAAGUUUGCUGCAUUUGGCUACUUGAAUAUAGUAUUAUAUAUUGCAUAUGCUAUUAACUGCCAGUUCUUAUAUACUGUACAACAUUAGAAACGCACCACCCAUAUAAUACGAAAUAUCGCCACAGACUGCAAUGUAUCCACGAUAUCUGAGCAUUAGUCGGUGCAUUGUAGUGUAGUGCGUUUCUAAUGUUGUUCAGUAUAGUUUUGUUUAGUUCAUUUAUGUCUGUAUCAGCUGAUUCAGGAUAUGAUACAAGUAUGUAUCAGUUGUAUCAUGAGUCACUGAAACCAGAAUGCAUUUACAGGGUGAGAUUUCGCUAUUUACAACCUGCACUGGUGCAUGUUAAAAUGGCUGGUGCAGGUCGCCUUAGUACAGCUUGUUCAGCUUGACCUGAGCUACUCUACAUAUGCAUGACCUGGGAGGUCAAAUGGCAAAAACGGCAGGUCGAGUUAACUUCAUUAAAUAGGGGGAACAGAGAAUGUAAUUAACAUGUGAAACAUGCAUACAUGGAUUCGUUACAGAACUUGUCUCG
This is a messenger RNA of Haliotis rubra (blacklip abalone), 3482 nucleotides long. RefSeq lists its product as uncharacterized. The record is from RefSeq and is a predicted model, not a curated record. NCBI's taxonomy places the organism in Eukaryota, Metazoa, Mollusca, Gastropoda, Lepetellida, Haliotidae. Bases 177 to 2603 code for a protein of 808 amino acids. Gene Ontology annotation, biological process: protein ubiquitination. Gene Ontology annotation, cellular component: nucleus. The transcript has 8 exons. Gene Ontology annotation, molecular function: ubiquitin protein ligase activity; protein binding.